This is a messenger RNA of Ictalurus punctatus (channel catfish), 1167 nucleotides long. Its product is annotated as free fatty acid receptor 2-like. Lineage: Eukaryota; Metazoa; Chordata; Actinopteri; Siluriformes; Ictaluridae. Gene Ontology annotation, biological process: G protein-coupled receptor signaling pathway; cellular response to fatty acid. The record is from RefSeq and is a predicted model, not a curated record. Gene Ontology annotation, cellular component: plasma membrane. The transcript has a single exon. The coding region runs from base 7 to 1038 and encodes 343 amino acids. Gene Ontology annotation, molecular function: G protein-coupled receptor activity.
AACACCAUGUUGGUUAGCCAGCUACUCUUGCCUGUGUACAUCCUUACCUUCCUGAUUGGGCUUCCUGCCAACAUCCUUGCAUUCUGUACCUUCUGCCGGAAGGUCCACCGCAAACCUGCCCCCAUUGACAUCCUCCUACUGAACCUCACAAUCUCUGACCUCAUCUUCCUCACCUUCUUACCCUUCAAGAUGAAGGAGGCUAUUGAUGACAUGAUUUGGAAGCUACCAGACUACCUGUGUCCCCUCAGCAGCUUUAUGUUCUUCUCUACUAUUUACACCAGUACAUUUUUUCUGACAGGAGUUAGCAUUGAACGCUACUUGGGCGUUGCUUUUCCAAUCCAAUACUCAGUUUACCGUCGGCCACGCUACGCCGUGAUUGCCAGCCUGUUCUUCUGGCUUGUUGGCACUCUGAACCUCAGCAUUGUCUACAUUGUGCCAUUUUUGCAUUCAAAUAACAGCAGUGAUUGUCACAGUCCAAACUGCAGUAUCACACAACCCUCAGAAAUGAAAUGCUACAACAACUUUACCCAAGAGCAACUCAGUAUUCUGCUACCGGUACGUCUGGAGCUCUUUGUAGUGCUCUUUUGCAUUCCCUUCCUUAUCUGUGGCUUCUGUUACAUCAAUUUCAUUCGAAUUCUCUCCCAGUUGCCGCACAUCAGUCGGCGCCGCAGGCUGAGGGCUAUCGGACUGGCCCUUGGAACUCUGAUGGUGUUUGGCGUUUGUUUCGGACCAUAUAAUGCCUCACACGUGGUUGGGUUCGUCCGGGAAGAGAGUGAGGAUUGGCGAGAACUGGCUUUGAUCUCUAGUACUUUAAAUGCCUGCCUAGACCCCAUUAUCUUCUACUUCUCAUCCGCAGCAGUACGCAGUGCAAUCACUGGCUUUGUGAAAGGAAUGAAGGAGAAAGAUCAUGUACUGAAGUGUGGGAAGACUCAGUGUUGCCCUAUGCUGGUCUCUGAGACUGAGAAAUAUAGAGACACACCUCCACCUGACAACCAGAAACAUUCCUUAGGACAAGUGGAAUUAGAAGGUGUUCUAUAGCUACAAAAGCAGUCAUUGCUUUUUUAACUGCAUGACCCCUUACUAUUGUACUAUUUAAUGCAUGAUGUUAAUAAGGAUUAAUGUAAGGAGAAGUUCCAAAAUAUGCACCUAUUCAGGGGCUUCCUGACC